AUGAAUUCCGCUUUGAGGCGCGCUUUGUCGCCAGGUCUACGGACAUCGCAGAUAUCGCAAGCAUUUGCCAAACACCAAAUACCAGCUGUGUACCGAUGUAACGCCGCGCCGACACCUUUUGGACGCGCUUUUACGACUUCAAGAUGUUUCAAACAAGAAGCUGCUGAGAUUCAAGAGGAGGCUAAAAGAAGGGAUGAUUUGAGCGAAAAGGCUCGCAAAAGAGAUAUGAAGAAGGUUACGUCAGGUGCUAGCGCUCAAACGUUAGAGAAUGAUCGACCAUGGCAUAGAGCCGACUCUGGAGCAGAGCCAAAUGGCGAGAAAGAUGUUCCUGAUAAAGAUCAAAUGAAGAAGGGACGUCUCUUGACAACGCCGACUCGCCUGCUGAAGCUCAUCCUACCGAUGCCCUUCCACCCCGAACAAGAGCACGUCAAUAGACCAGUGAAAGAGGAAGUCGACGACACGAGUGAAACUGUCGAGCCAUUGGCUCUUCUUGUCCACCCCCAUCAACCACUUUCGUACCUCGAGCGAUUGAUCCAAGCUGAGAUUCCACCCGUUCAUUACAAGGGCCGCGAGAAGCUCCCCGACAUUGUCUUCCGAGCCGAAGCCGACCAAGAAGAGCAGACCGGGAAGAAGGAUAGCAAGAAGAAGAGCAGCAGCGCCAGCGCCAGCUCCAAUGUCGCAUCAUACUCUGGACUCGGCCACGAAGGCCCUUCUAAUAAAGAGGCCAAUUGGGUGCGAUGGAGCGGCAGUACCGAGAUCGGAGACUUUAUCAGAGAUGCUGCUCGUGGACGCGAGUUUGCGAUCAACAUUGAAGGCUAUGAUAACGAACUUCGAGUCGCUGUGCCCAGCUUCAGAGACCGUACUUACUACAUGCGCAUGAGCCUGCGACGCAUGUCACGCGACAUCGAAGGCAUGUCCAAGGUCAAGAACGAAUGCGACGCCCUAGCUCACAAGGGAGCACACCGUCUCGCACAGGGAGGUUUCGCUGCUCUAGCCGGAUGGUGGGGAGUUGUUUACUACGUUACAUUCCACACUCAAUGGGGAUGGGAUUUGGUAGAGCCCGUCACAUAUCUCGCUGGUCUGACAACCGUUAUGGGUGCUUACCUGUGGUUCUUGUACAUCAGCCGUGAUCUCAGCUACAAGGCCGCCAUGAAGGUGACGGUGUCCAAGCGACAAGCCGCACUAUACCAAGAGCGUGGAUUCGACCAGAACAGAUGGGAGCAGCUUGUUCACGAGGCCAACCAAUUGCGACACGAAAUCAAGAUCAUCGCAAGCGAGUAUGAUGUUGAUUGGGAUGAGAAGAAGGACCUGGGAGGUGAGGAAGUCAAGAAGGUUCUUGAAGAGGAGAAGCAAGGUCGUGAUGGCACCAAGGUGACACAGGACAAGGACGAUGAUGGAGGCUCCGACACAUCUGCCGAGAUCAAGAAGAAGCAGUAA
Molecule: messenger RNA, 1437 nt
Organism: Fusarium coffeatum
Lineage: Eukaryota; Fungi; Ascomycota; Sordariomycetes; Hypocreales; Nectriaceae
Exons: 2
Coding region: 1-1437 (478 amino acids)
Biological process (GO): calcium import into the mitochondrion; mitochondrial calcium ion homeostasis
Cellular component (GO): mitochondrial inner membrane; uniplex complex
Molecular function (GO): uniporter activity; calcium channel activity
Source: RefSeq, a predicted model, not a curated record